ACCACAACAAACGCUUUCUGGAUGCGCCAAAAUUCGAAGCUGCAGGCGAUCGCGCUCGGUGUCCUGUCUGCUUGCUCCCUUGCAGCAGGAUAUGAGGUGAAGUUCUCGGGCUCGGACUAUUCCCGCCAAGUAUGUUCGGGAAUGUGGGCUAGCCAGUCCACUUUCAUCAACGUCACGUUUGAUGAAAGCUCUUCACAAGGACAGGUAGCAAUGGUUAUUUAUGAAUGGAAAGAUGUUAAGUAUCUCGGUGUCCCCACAUCCAUGACGGAUGACUCCCUACCCCCGAUCUAUGUAUGCACAACAGAUGCGGUCAGACUCGGCCUCUGCGCAUAUGAGGAUGUCGGAAAAUUCAUAUUCUGGUCUGAUGACGGGACCACCGUAAACCAAACUACUUUCUGGACUGCCAGUGUUACCCUUAACCAGACCAGCGACUCAUCCUCUGAUUCAUCAGGGUUGCGGGACAGUCCUGGGGGUAGCCCUACUUCGCGACGGAGUUCACGAGACCUUCAGCACAGUCCUCGGCAAUCGAAUGACCCCCUAAACCCAAGCCCAUACGAGACCAUUGCAUAUACACAACCUAUACAGUAUCAAGUCCGCAAGAAAGGAUAUUAUUGCGUAGCUAUCGUGCCUGUCACGGUAUUGAAUCCUACUGCCCGCCAGGCACCUACAGAUGUCCCGUUUCAUCCCACAUACAACGGCGUCGUUCUUUUCCGGAACACUUUUGAUGGAAUGCUUCCUGCUACCGACUAUCCCAAAGUUAACUUUUACCUCGCCAUGUUCUUUGUGUAUGCCAUCGCAGGCUCUGUGUGGGCAUGGCUCUGCUACAAACAUGUUACGGAACUAUUGCCCAUUCAGUACUAUCUCUCGAGCUUGGUCGUGUUCCUUGUCAUCGAAAUGGUCGCAAAUUGGGUAUACUACCGAUACCUUAACGCACAUGGGAGGACCGCGGCGUCCGUCGUCUUCCUAUUUGUUGUUGCCAUCCUGGAUGCGGGACGCAAUGCUCUUUCCUUCUUCAUGCUUCUCGUUGUGUCGCUCGGGCUCAGCGUCGUCCGUGAAUCUCUGGGACGUACGAUGCUUAAGUGUCAGAUCCUUGCAGGGCUGCACUUUGUCUUCGGGGUACUCUAUGCCGUGGGUAUAGUUGAACUGGAACUCGAGUCGACGUCAGCGUUGAUACUCCUGAUGUUCAUCAUACCACUGGCAUUCACGCUGAGUGGGUUCCUCAUGUGGAUCCUAUACUCGUUAAAUGGUACGAUGACGCAGCUAACCGUGCGGAAACAAAGAUACAAACUCAGGAUGUUCAAACGCCUGUAUUAUAUCCUCCUUGCCACUGUGGCUAUUAUCGCCAUAUUUUUUGUUAUCUCUUCGGUGUCGUUCUCUGAUAGGCUAGCUGAAGAUUAUGCAGCAAAAUCAUGGAGAGUCCGCUGGUGGCUCCUCGAUGGCUACCUCGCUCUCCUCUACUUUUUCUCCUUCUGGAGCAUCGCGUACCUUUGGAGGCCAUCGGAAAAUAACCGCCGCCUCGCCAUGUCCGACGAAAUCGCACAAGAAGAUGAAGAUGCUGAGGAUUAUGACCUCGAGACGCUUCAACGACGUACGGUUGCCCGUGAAGAUGACGAAAUCACACUCGUCAACUCACGGCGAGAACCCGAAGCGCUCGCGGAGGAUCAUGUGGUGUUUGAGAUUGGCGACGAGGAUAUAGGAAGCGACGAUGAAGGUGAGACGGCCGCAAAGAAGCGGCAUGGUGGGGAGCGCAGGGCAUCCGGCGAUAAACAGGACGGUGCGGAUGAGGAGCGCCAGGGUCUUAUGUACAAGGACCGAGACGAAUAGACUAUCGCCCAGCUUAUUCGUGCAUGCCCUACUUUCUUUUUGGAACCCUGAAUUCUUUGUUUUGUACAUGGAGUUGGGCUAGACUUGGUCGAGGCUAGGGUUUGGUAAACGAACUGCUGGAUGGAGGAAAAUGACGUCUGUAAUCUAUUUAUGUAAAUAUUUUAACUUGUAAGUUUUGGCUCCAAAGCAACCGUCACACCUACGAUAAGCUCUGUUG
Messenger RNA from Suillus clintonianus, 2041 nucleotides. Its product is annotated as lung seven transmembrane receptor-domain-containing protein. The coding region runs from base 22 to 1824 and encodes 600 amino acids. The record is from RefSeq and is a predicted model, not a curated record. Gene Ontology annotation, cellular component: Golgi apparatus; membrane. The transcript is spliced from 11 exons. Gene Ontology annotation, biological process: retrograde transport, endosome to Golgi. Lineage: Eukaryota; Fungi; Basidiomycota; Agaricomycetes; Boletales; Suillaceae.